This is a messenger RNA of Xyrauchen texanus (razorback sucker), 5306 nucleotides long. RefSeq names its product NMDA receptor synaptonuclear signaling and neuronal migration factor-like. Lineage: Eukaryota; Metazoa; Chordata; Actinopteri; Cypriniformes; Catostomidae. Bases 165 to 2009 code for a protein of 614 amino acids. The record is from RefSeq and is a predicted model, not a curated record. Gene Ontology annotation, cellular component: cytoplasm; nucleus. Gene Ontology annotation, biological process: regulation of neuronal synaptic plasticity; positive regulation of neuron migration. The transcript has 14 exons.
UCUGCAUCACCUCCAGAUUGUGCGUUAUGACAUAAACAGACUUUCAUUUGAACGCAGCAUCAGUGCGCAAAAACAACCUGUUCCCAUCAUUUUUCACGCGUUUUCUCCAAUGCAUUGACAUUUGGAAUGUGCUGUUUUCUUGCAAGCGCUGUUUCCAUGCCAGCAUGGGAACUGCAGUGUCCAAAAGGAAGAAUCUGAGAAAUGAUGCGAUUUCUUCGGUGGCAGCCAAAGUUAGAGCAGCUCGUGCAUUUGGAGAGUACCUUCACACUCACCCUGAGAACCGCAACGGAUCAGAUCACUUACUCUCUGACAACUUCAUUGGCCACGACUCUGACUCCACAGAUAGCCUGAGCUCUCAGAACAACAACCUUCACACCUGCUCCCUCCAGGGCUCCACUGUCAGCUCCAACCCUAGCCUGAUCAACCCUGCCCUGGGCCACCUGGAACCUCCUCCUCCUACAACAUCCUCCAAGAGCCGCCUGUCCCUGGAACGCAGCUUCUCAGCCGAAGAGGAAGUGCAGAAGUGUGUGGAGUGUGCCCUGCAGCCUGCUCGGGUCUACACCAUCACUGGAGAGUGCGGCAUGUUGGGAACCAGCCAGGGAAGCAAGGAGAACCUCGAACUUGAGGUCUUAAAAGGAGCACAGGAGGCGUGCCAUGGCCAAACGCUUGCACAACCCUGCACCUCCUCCAACUUGUCGUCUCCAACCCAGCGCCGCCACCACCAUAUAGGUGGAAGUGGCAACCAUCACCAUGGCAACCAUCAUCAUGGCAACCACCAUUAUGGCAACCCCAGCAGCAGUGGCGCUGGUGGAAGCGGUGGAAUCAACCACACCCAGCACAUCACCAGUGGGGGAAACGGACCAGGAACGUCGCAUCAUCACCACGGAGAAACGCAGCACCACAGUCACCUUUCCCAGCCGUUACAGAGUUCAGUCAGCGCACAUAACAUCCGUGGCUGGGGCGAAGGCAAGGAUUGUGGCCUGGCGUGCGAGGCCUGUGCCGGGGUUCCGUCACGCAGCCAGGGCUCCCUGGACUUGGAGAGCAGCACCCGAGAGGCAGGCAAGCAGUGCCGGCCACCACUAGAGCGGAUGUGCAGUGUGGACCGGGUGACUGGUAUGGAGCGAGAUGACAACAGUUGGUUCCCUAAAGAGAGCAUGUUCAGCUUUCAGACUGCUACUACAACCAUGCAGGCAAAUUUCCGGAAACACUUAAGAAUGGUGGGCAGCAGAAGAAUGAAAGCACAAACAUUUGCAGAGCGCAGGGCGAAGAGUUUCAACCGAUCCUGGAGCGAUCCGACCCCUGUUAAACAAGACUCCAUUCACGACUCAAAAGACAGUGGAGAUCUACAGAUGCCCUGUUGCACUCCAGAUGAGGGUGGAUUUGAAGACCUGGACUGGGAGGAGGAGAGAGAGAUGGAGAGACUGGCGUGUGAGGGGGGCGACUUUAUACCCCCUAAAAUUAUUUUGAUAUCAUCUAAAGUCCCUAAAGCAGAAUACGUUCCCAACAUUAUUCGAAGGAAUGAUCCUUCUAUUAUACCUAUUCUCUACGAUCAUGAGCAUGCUACGUUUGACGAUAUUUUGGAGGAGAUUGAGAAGAGAUUGACGGCCUAUAGAAGAGGCUCCAAGAUCUGGCGCAUGCUGAUCUUCUGUCAGGGUGGCCCAGGGCACUUGUACCUGCUGAAAAAUAAAGUAGCCACUUUCGCUAAAGUCGAGAAAGAGGAAGACAUGAGCCAGUUUUGGAAAAGACUAAGUCGGUUUAUGAGCAAAAUUAACCCAGAGCCAAACUUGAUCCACAUCAUGGGCUGCUACGUCCUGGGCAAUCCGAAUGGAGAAAAGCUGUUCCAGAAACUGAAGAACCUGAUGAGGCCUUAUUCUGUCACAUUUGAGUCACCGCUGGAACUCUCCGCUCAGGGCAAAGAGAUGAUUGAAAUGUACUUUGACUUCCGUCUAUUUCGACUCUGGAAGACAAGGCAGCACUCAAAACUCCUCGACUAUGAAGAUCUGUUGUGACCCUAUGUAGCUCAGAGUGUAGCAUUGCGGGCAGAACGUCCCACUGUAAAACUCCACCAAACCAGCUUUAAUUUUGAAGGAGAGGAACAGAAGGACAACGAGAGCAGACAAACAGCCACUUCGCUGCUUUUGUUGUGUCCCAACUAUUGUUUAUCAACUCUCUGUGGCGGAGUUAGACACCUUCCAAAUGGUAACACACAAGAGACGAAAACAAGCAAAUACAACAGAUGGCAAUUGUACUAAAACAAAAGUGAAGAUGAAAAAUAGGACAUGUUUUGAUUCUGUAAAAUAGUUUUUUCUUGUUGACAAACAGUUGUCAACUUGUUAAAAAAAAACAGUUGUCAAUUUGUUAAAAAAAACAGUUGUCAACUUGUCAUUUUUUAAGUAACAUAUUGCUCGCAGCGAUCACUAGCUGUCGAUCACAAGCAGAGACUGUUGUGUUUACGAAAGAGUCAUGCGUGCAAUAUCAGGCUGCUUUUAACGAAACGUAUAAGAAAACACAGAAAUGGUCAUAUAUGAACUAACAAUAUAUCAGUAUACUUACAGGAUAUACAUUUUAUGAGUAUAUAGAGUAACUAUAGUCAUGCAAAUAAUCUAAAUGUCAAUAGUACACAAUUUACUUUUUCAGUGUAUAUUGUCGUGGUCUUUCUAAUGAACUAUUUUGAAUAACUCAGGUUUUAGCCUUUACAACCAUAUUCAUUAUUCCCCUAACCAGAUGUGUUUUGAAGUUGCCACUCAACGUUUUGGAAAGAAUGUCCAUACUGCUGAUAUACGUAUAUGUGAUACAUUUAUUGCAUUUUGCUUUUGGCUUACCAUAACAUGGCAUUAUAUGGAGACAUUAUGGAAUUUGUUUAAAUAUAUAUCCUUAUGUUGGUCUUUGUGUGCAGAACAGUUUGGCUGUUUUCACUCUUAGAUUUGCUCAAUUGCUUUGUCAAAACCUGUUAGAUUCAGGUUUGAUUCAAUCUCCCUCCCCCUGACCCCGCAGGUAUCUUUUUACAUGUAUUCGGGUCGACACCACGUUCCAAUGUGAAAACAUCCUUACUUUUCUGUAGUUCUCCUUUUCAUUGCCGGCAAUUGGUGUGGUUGGUCAUGAACAGGCAUUAUUUUGAAGGUCACUGUUACCUUAUGGGGCAGGAUUGUAUUUGACAUCCAUUCACAGAUAAUAGAACGAAGUGUUACAUUUAAUGCAGCUUGCAAGUGUAAACUCUAUGCAUUCCUCUUCUUUCAUUUGUAGCUUUUAAAGGUUUUGAGCAACUGGCAUUUUUUAUGUUUAUGAAUGUUCUAAUAUGCUCAGCUAAUAAGCCAUACACUCUUUAGCUAGCAAGCUGCUUAGUCUGAGGGGGUCUUUGAUGUCGAUGACUUCAGGCGUUCAUGAAAGAGCUGGUUAAAUGAUGUCUUUUUCACAUAAUCUCUUCUCUUGUUUAACACACACCCAUGAUGCAAAUCGGCUAAUACAUAUUGUUCUGGCAACAUUUAAAGGAAUAAUUCACCCAAAAAUGAAAACUCUCUCAUCAUUUACUCAUCCUCAUGCCAUCCCAGAUGAAUAUGACUUUCAUGUUUUUGUAGAAUGAGAGUGAAACAUUUAAGAAGAAUAUGUCAGCUCUGUAGGUCCAUACAAUGCAAGUGAAUGAUGGCCAGAGCUUUGAAGCACCAAAAAGCACAUAAAGGCAGCAUAAAGGUGAUCCAUACGACUCCAGUGAUUAAAUCCAUGUCUUCUAAAAAUCUUUAUUUGUGUUCUGCUGAAGAAAGAACUGGGAUGGCAUGAGAGAACGUAAAUGGUAAUAGAAAUAAUAUUUUUGGGUGAAUCAUUCCUUUAUUUGACAGAUUGGGGUCUUAGCCCCACCAUAUAAUUAAACCAGUCAGGUAUGUUGCCGAGACGUUUGACAAGACCUCACAUACUUAUGAGCAGCAUCCCAGAUAUUCUUAUUUAAAACAUCAUAUUUGUGUACAAACGUCUGAUAAACAUCUUAAAGGAAUGAAGCAUGGCUGCAGAAGACUUGGAAUAUAUCACAAUAGACCUUAUUCACGCUAGCACCAUCUUUGAUUUUUAAUGGGAAUGACAACGAGGCAAUGGGCUGUACUGCAGUUUAGAGUGUUUCUGGAUCAUUCCGCAGACAAAUCAUUAAUAAAAUAUCUGUCCAAGAACAUUCAGUAUACAAAGAACUAAUGACAACAUGAGUUGUGGAAAAUCAGAUGUGAUCUUUAUACCAUUAAAUCUUUAUACCUCACAGCCGUGUUGGCAUUCCCAUUAAAAAUGAAAGAUGGCUAGCGUGACUAAGGUUUAUAGUCUUUUAUGAUCCUUUUUGCGCUUGACAGUGUCACUGAGUCACCAUUCACUUUCAUUAUAUGGAAAUGAACAGCCAGGACAUUAUUAAAACAUUCCCGUUGUGUUGUACAGAAGAGAGAAAGUCAUAAGUAUAUGGAAUAACAUGAGGGUAAAGAAAUAAUGCCAGAAUUGACAUUUUUGAGAGAACUGUCCUUUAAAAUGAGCAGAUUCACAUCAAUUCUUAAUCAAAAAUAUUGCAAAAACUUGUGCUGAAUGUCAUUCUAACACCCAACAGGGAUGAAAAUGCACACAUCAGAUGUAUUUGUAACAUACAUGCACUAUCAACGUCAAUACUAGUCAUGUAAUGCCCCUUUAGUCUUUGUGACUGCAAGGUUCCCAUAACUGUGUAGUGAAUACUUGGAGUGUGUCUGGAUAUAUAUGUUUUACUGUCAUCAGUUUCAUUGGCUCUCUCUCUCUCUUUGGCUAAAUGAGGUCCUGGUGGUCCGUGCGGUCAAAGCUCUCCAGUUCUCUACCAAAAGGGCUGCACCCCGGCCAGAAAAUAGGCUGUAAAUGAAUCGGGCUGAUUCCACAGCGAUUUCAGUCAUUAAGGGGCCAUCUGUGACUCGCAGUAGGUGUCAGAGAGACGUCCAUGUCUGUGGCAAAGAGAGAGAGAGAGAUCAAAUAUUUAUGGAGAGAGAAUCCAUAUUCACCAUAUUACAGAUGGCAGUAUCACACUAGCAGGAACAUUUGGCUGUGAGAGUUCAAGCGUGUUAUAUCGGGACAUCCAACUUGAACACAAUGCAGAUGGCAAAUGGUGACCAGUUAGACCGUUUAGUUCAUAUUCAUCAUUCAUUCAUCAUCAUUUUACCACUCAUAUUGCAUUGUACAACUUUUUUGUUCAUGGGAGUCAUGGUCAAGUGAGUGAGUUUAUUUAUUUAUUUGCUUUUUAACUGGAUACUCCAAGAUAGUGUUUUAAAGCUCUUUGUCAAUGUAUCAAUAUAUGUACUGUAACUACUUUAUUAUUUAAAAUA